Molecule: messenger RNA, 8138 nt
Organism: Toxorhynchites rutilus septentrionalis
Lineage: Eukaryota; Metazoa; Arthropoda; Insecta; Diptera; Culicidae
Gene: SP555
Product: SPRY domain-containing SOCS box protein 3
Exons: 4
Coding region: 1005-1949 (314 amino acids)
Biological process (GO): proteasome-mediated ubiquitin-dependent protein catabolic process
Cellular component (GO): SCF ubiquitin ligase complex
Molecular function (GO): protein binding
Source: RefSeq, a predicted model, not a curated record
GUGGCAAAGAGUGCGGACAGAACAGAACAAUACGGCAGAAUUGAUUGUGACGCUCGAGUCCUACUAUUUGCUCACCAGUUGUGAGAAGUGCAAAUAAUCCUUAGUAUUGUUUUGAUGGAUAAGAAUAAUUAAUCAUUCGGUUAGAGGAUAAAUCCGUCUUAAAAUGCGAAUUCAGAUGUCGGUCGCAUCCUUAAAGCAUGAUUCGACGCAGUAAGCCCUGCAUGAUUUCUUCUCUCCUGGAAAACUGUUGAAAGCAAAAAAGUUUCUCAGUACACAUUGUAAACAUUUGGAUUAGAAUUACCGGUAAAGGACAAAUCGUAUGUUCUACGCGAUUCGUCGUGUCGUCGUCGGAUUUUGGCGGAUAGUUUAGUGAUAACGAAGAGGACGAAAAGGAUAUUCGUAUGAGUUUGAUACUGAUCUUAUUGUUUUUGAAAAAUAUUUGCAUAUUUUUUAACAAAUUGGUUUUACGUUGCUAUAAUUCGUUCCUGAUUCACCCGAACAACAAUCAUUUGGAGAACGGAGGGAAACACGGUGGUAAUCGUUAUCGGUCGAGAACGAUCGGCACUAAUAAAGGUUACCUAAAUGAUAAGGACCUGAUUGUACGACCACGACGGUCCCGCCGGCUUAGAAACGAGCAAAUUCAACAGCAGAAGCUCAUGGCCGAUAGAGACGGUUACGGAAGAUACUAUUGAACAUCCGGCUCGUAGUAAAAUAACGUGGAAAUGAUGAAUUGAAUACUCCAAGCAGAGUUAAUUUUCAACAACUUCAAGGAACGAUAAGCAUCGCCCUCCUCCACAUUUUAGCGACAGAAUUUUCUUCUUUAUCCUUCUGGAUGACGAAGUUCGCUGACCCUUGUGGCGCAUUGGCCUAACACAAAUAAAGGCCGAGAAAACCACUUGUCGUGGAAGGAACACGCUAGGGUGGCUCUAUUUCCUUUUGUAAUUAUCUAGCAAUGGUAUAAAUUGAAUCGAAGGAACAUCAGAACACUUGGUUGACUCAUCCAAAUGACCAUCCAGGAGGCUCGUAAUAUAACCAGACAACCCAACUCGAGCACAAACAUAUCGAACAACUCUUCGGCUCACAGUGCUGGAAACAAUGCGGUAGUGAACCGAGCCAUCGCAGUUGGUGGCACUAGUGCGGCCAGCACGGCUGGAAGUGGUUCCGUCCAGAUGGACGCUAACGAGUCAGUGGAGGUUGAUAACAGCAACCAUUACCGCGGUGAUAGACCACUGCAGAACGGAUGCGAGGACAAAUGGAGCUGGAGUAAAAGGGACCGAUCGAAAGAGGUGUGGCUGAGCGGUGCGAACAAUCGAACGGUACAUUUUCAUCCCAACUGGAGCAAGGGCACGGCAGGAAUCCGGGGUACACGAGUACUCAACAAUGGCCGGUACUACUGGGAGCUAAGUGUGUCACAGCGAGUCUUCGGGACGAGUAUGAUGUUCGGUAUCGGCACCAAAAAGGCUCGACUACACGUAAACGCUUUCACCAACCUGCUCGGCGAGGAUAAAAAUGGCUGGGGUUUGUCACACAAGGGUUUGCUGUGGCAUGCCGGAUCCGCCCGGAACUAUACCAAACGCUUCAAGGAGAACCAGGCGACGAAGAUUGGUAUUCUGUUCGAUGGCAUCGCUGGCACGCUGACUUACUACAAGGACGAAGUCUGUUUAGGUAUCGCGUUCCGGGGGUUGAAUGAGAUCCGCGAGCCGCUGUAUCCAAUCGUUUGCUCGACGGCCGCUAAAACCGAGAUGGUACUCACCGAGAUGCGGCGGGAUUUUGUGAACCUGCAGGACCGCUGCCGGGCGCUGAUCAUCAAGUAUGCCAAGUCACGCGAGAAGCUCGAUCGACUCAAUCUUCCCUACUGCAUCACCAACUAUCUGGCCGAGGCACUGACUGACUGUACCACCCCAGUGACACCACUGGAGCAGCAGCUGAUCGAUUACUAUCUGUUCUAGUCGUGCUCUUCCUUGCCUUGGCGGAAAACGUUCCCCACUUCUUUUUUUCCCCUUUUCUCACAUCGGUGGUUGUUAUUUUGGUAGCUGAAUUCGUUUUUGAACACACUUUUGUCUGUUUAUUAUUGGUUCAGUUUUCUGUUGAUUUUUUCGAAGUCGAACAUCAUAUGGAUACAGUAGAUGGAGAUCAUCUACAGGACUAGCUGUGCGUAGUUAAAUAAUAGUAUCAUUAUUUAUAGCAUUGUUGACAGAAUUAUUUUGCAUCGGUUGACUGGUAAUAAUUUGUAUGUUUGUUCAUUGAUUUAUUGCAGUUGUGAUCGCGGAAGUUGUAAACGGAAAACAUCGUCUUUGCUUAACGUUUUCCUUUAGCUUAUUUAGCUAAACACUCGAGAAAAAUAAACGCAAUAAAGUUGCGAAGAAAAUCGUUUAUUUCGAUUUCAAAGUCAUGCACAUUACCAUUGCAGAGGCAAAACUCGUAAGAUGCUUCUUUGGUGUGCGUUGAUACGAGUGAAAUUCUAGUCAUGUAUGUCAGGAAUAGUAAGGUAGAUACUUAGGAAACAAGAACAUUGUAUUCGAAGAAAAAUAACGAAGAAUAUUAUUAUUUAAAAUAUAUUUUCGAGCAUAUAUGAACUGUGUAUAACAUGAGGCUAUCGUACAGGUAAAAAGCAACACAAAAGACAUGCUGUUAUCGAAGUGUAUAGCAAACAAUAGUAGUGGCAAAAUCUUGCAGCUCUAGAUCAACGUGGCAUACUUCUUAUGUGUACAUAUAGGUAUAUGAUAAGUAGGAAUGCUAUCGCGGAAAUGAUGUGAUUUGAAAGAAACCGGAUACAGGCAAUGUUCGAAGUGAUGGACGAGAGAACAAAAAAGCGGGAAAGAUUGUAACUUUUCUUUGGUUCUUCGAACGCGUCAAUUCCAUCGAUAACUAAAGGGCGAAAUAGUUGAAAUUACUCCUUGGUUGAAGUUCUUAGAUUAAAAUUGAGUGAAUGUGUUAGAAGUGAGUUAUUUAGGCGAAACUAUUCGGCAAUUAUGAUUAAGUUUCCAAAUUUUGGAAUCGAUUGUUGCCAACACCGUUUACCAUGCUACAGCUUGCGAUAGAUAGAAGUGAAAUGAAUAAUUAAAGUUACUUCAGAAAGUAGAGGUAAUGCGCUGUAAUAUAUUGUUAGAAUACAAAAUGUACCAGGUUCCGAAAUAUCCUAUAGCACUAAUCUCCAUAGAGAAACACAGCCGAAGUUCUUCUUGUAUUACAUUUUCAUAAAAAAAAACUAUCAUAUUCUAGAGGUUGAGAUACCGAUAUUCCCAAUUGACUUGAUGUCAAGGAAAAUUCUUCGAUUACUAGAGAAAGUCGCAUAUCUUUGUACAUGCCACCCAUAAAAAUAACGGUGUCUAUAGUGGUACUCAUGCAAGUAGGAGUAGAAUUCUAGGGUGGAUAACUUCCGAUCCUAACGGGAAAUGAACAUCUGUAAAUUCUUGUGGUGCCCCUCGACAAAAGACGAAAAACAUUGUGGGUAUAAAGACACUGGUCCAUCAAGCAACGUUGCAUACUUGAAAUCUUCAAAAAAAAUUAGACGACUUUUUGAAAAGAGCCAAAGUUUUUUUAAUUUUCUUACAAAAAUUUAUAACUCUAAUACUAUACUACCGUCAACCGUGGGCAAAUUGAUUACCGGGGUGAGAUUGAUCAAAUGUACAACUGAAAAGAAACUUCAAUUUCUAGAGGGAUUUUAAAAUUAAAUUUCAACCUUUUUUUAUAUGACAUGUUCGAUCUGGAUCUGGAAGUUCUUUUCGUCAACGGUUCCCAACGAAUCGCGUGUGAAAUUGUAUAAAACAUAAUAUGGUUCUGGAUAGUAUUUCCGUUUCCUUUUUUAAGCAUGGUAAAGAAACCUAUUUUCAACACAUCAAAAUGAUAUUGAUAGACGCCAAACAUAUUAACGUUUGCAUUUAAAAAAAGGACUGUUUCGGAUGGUGAUAUAAAAACUAAGACAGAAAAUUGAGUUAGAUAAAUUUCCCAUAGAAGGUAAUUAUUAGCUUACUUGCAAAAAAAUCUACACCCCCUUGCCAGCGGCCUUCCGGCAGUUACCCGGAAUAUUCGCCAUGGUGGACGAAAACAUGCGUGUAGGCAUAUUUUUGAGUUCUUUCUUCGUUUUAUUCGUCAAUUCCUUUUCAGUUUUCGCGACAAAAUUGUUGGAGUAGAUCUUACGUUUCGGGUUUGCCCAGAAAUUCUGGAUGGAACGCAGCUGGGGGACGUUGUGCGGGUUUGCCCACUUGGGUACCACAUCGAUAUUCAGCCGCCCCAUCUCCUCUAACGACCGCUUUGAGUAGUGGGUCGACGCCAGAUCCGUCCAGAACAGCACGUCUUCGCCCUAGUGGUAUUUCUUGAUGAACGACGCAACUUCCGGCAGGCACUUCGUACUAUAAAUUUCCCCAUUCACGGCCAGCCCGGAGCUAAAGAAGAAUGGCUUUGACAUCCUCUUCUCGCUGAUUGUAGACCCCAGCGACCACACACACACACACAGGGAACUUGGUGUGUGAAAUAAACUUCACUUCGGAGCUCACUUGCUUCGUGGGGGAAAUAAAAUACGGAGUGCCCUGCCAGUCAUUGCCAUCCGGGGUAAGAUAGGUCACCAUCACCAUCGCCACGUCGCGAUUCGCCGGGAAAAUCGACUUGACCAUCUUAUUCAGCCGCUGCCGCUGCGUCAUAACCUGCAGCUCCGAGACCAGUGGACUGGACUUCCGCUUCCAUGUUCGCUUGGUACUUUUUCACUGUUGGGUCGGUUGCACCGACCUCCCGGCCAAGCGCACGCAGCGAUGUCACUUUUCCCUCAAUCUUCCUCUUCAACAUCCUUUGGAGCUUCAGUAGCUGUCAUUCAGGGUCGUCGGCCGUCCAGAACCGGACUUUCUCUCGAUGCUCUGAUUGUUUUCCGAUAGUGCCAAGAUGUUGUAGAUGCCGGAACGGGCGUAUCCGGCGUCCACAAAGUGCCGCACGAUGUCCGUUUUCGACGGGACGGGGUACCGUUCUUUGAACGCGCACAUCGCUAUCACGAUUAGAGGCAGUGGCGUCGAGUGUAGCCUUCGCACCCGGGCCCGAAGAGUUGAUUUGCACCCCUUCGUUCCGCUAGAAAUGUAGAAACAUUUGCACCCAAAGAAGAGUCCGUGUCGCACCCGAGCGGAAGAGUCGAUUUGCAUUCCCAAAUUACAUUCCCUUUAACAUUCCCUUUAAGAGGAUUUCGACCAUUAGGAUAAUCUGCAUGGUUUCCGGAUGAGGAGGCGCAGUGGAAAGAUUUGUACCUCUCACGUUAAGGUCAUGAGUUCAAUUCUCAUUGCCGACAUUCUUCCGAAAUGGAAGUUAAGUGGCGAAACAUCAAGAUACACCUUUAGGUGCAUUCAAUCAGAAUUUUGUAUCCUCAAACUCCUAAAUUGUUUUUUUUUAAAUAACCGUAGGCAAAGAAAUCAGUGAAUUUCUGUACUUUUUUUGCAUAUUACACUACAAAAUCAUGAUUGAUCAAUUUCAUCCCAAAGCAAUGGUGUAACAUUUUCCGCUUACGGAAAUUUUUCAUUAAAAAUUUUCAUAACGUUUUACGGCAAUGUUACUGUUUUUAAAAAUAAUUGAGUAUAAAUUGAAUGAGAAAUAUCGGAAAUAUUUACAUUUUUUCUGGAAAUUGUGAUCAAUUUGCCCAGGCCGGUACCUAAAAAAUUGUGAUCAAAGGAUAAAAUGUAGGAAAUUGUUUAAAUUUUCAUAAAAAUGGCAUUUUUCUUAAUUUACACCGAAAAAAACAUUUUUUUUCAAAAAUUGUAAUUUAAUUUUUUAACAAACGUAUCUUAAUAAAAGUCUCAAAAAAUAUAUAUGAAUAGCCCUUACAAUUUCCAAUGAGCAUGAGGCACUUUUCAGGGAAAAAAGAUUUUCUAGCAACAACUAUUUCAUGUUUUCUUUGGAAAAAUUUCAACUAAUCCAAAUUUGGUUUGAAGACAAGAGUGAAUACACUCUUUCCGAUCAAAGUUUCCGAUCUCAUUAAAAUAUGAAUUUUUGUCAAAGAUGUCAACUUUAUAUCUUUUAUAGUCUUUUAGAAUAUAUGGCAUUUUUCCAUGAAGACUUCUGUAUGUGUAAUGGUUUACUCGCAAAAUUUUUGUGUGGAAAUUCUCGCGUUUGAUUUUUUUUACAUAUUUUUUAGAAUUUUUGAAAAACAAAUUUUUGAGAAAAAUGAAUUUUAAAUUUCAAAAUAUGUUUUUUUCAAUGAGUUUUUAAACAACCUGUUUGAUAUUUUUUAAAGAUAACAUGAAUAAUUUCCUACAUUUCAUUCUGUAACUAAAAUUUUCAUGUUUCCUUUGAAAAAUUACUACUAAUGUUUAACUUGUAACAGUUUUAUGUGUAAAUUAUCAUGAUUAAUAUGCUCUGCUAACUUUUUUCUAUUCAGAAACAUGUCAAACGCGAUAAUUUACAUGAAAAAUUUUACGAGUAACACAUAGUUUUUUCAGGAGUCUGCAUACAAAAAUUGCAUAUAUUGCAAAAACUAUAAAAGAUAGAAAGUUGUCGUCUUCGUCAAAAGUUCAAUAAAAUUUAACAUUUUGUCGAAUACACUAUAUCGCUAUCUUGAAAAAAAUAGGAUAAGUUGUAAUUUUUGCGAAGAGAACAUGAAGAAGUUGUCAUAAAUAAAUUUCCCCUGCAAAAGUGCCCAACUUUCGAUGUAUGAAUCACUUGAUGGAAAUUGUAAGGUCUAUUGUAAGGUUUUUUAGCUAUAAUUUUCUGAAAAAAAAGAAAAAAAACUCCAACCUUUUUCAAAAAAUUGUCCAAUCCUUUCUGAAGAUUUCUGGUAUGCAAAGUUGCUUAAUUGACGAAUGCAUUUACACCCACAAUGUUUCACUACUAUCUGAGAUGGUGCUGCCAACUCCUAAGACGUCAAUAUUGGGUUGGCCGUUGAUUGAAAUCUCCGAAGGAAAAAAAUACACCAAUUAGCAAUAGAUUUUAUAAAUUCAGCCCAUUCACUGACAUUUGGCAUUUUCACACUUCGUGAAACGGCGUUAUCGCAAGCCAGAACCCGUAAAUGGUCCACUUGGCAGCAAACCAAAAUCGAUUCCACGACAGAGCACAAAUGUAAACUACAAUUGGCAAAAUUAUGAAUCAAUUCAAAAUUUGCUUAGGUUAAGGCUAAUGAAAAUUAAGGAGUUUGAAUUAGAAGGAUAAUGAAAACCAAUCGUGAGGGGAUCGCGCUGAAGUAUGAAAUAUGGUUCAUCCGGGAAAUGGCGAAAUACUCAUACCACAUACACACAGAUCUACUCUCUCUGAUGUUGCUUAAAAUAAGAGCAACCACAUCUAGUCACUUGUUCUUAUGUUCCUUGCAGAAUGCGUGAUGCAUUCGGUUCAUGUCUGUAUUUUCAAAUUAUUAUAUUUAUAUAUAUAAUACGCACAUUAAAUUAGCAGCUGGUUUGAUAUUAGAUAUAGCAAAAACAAUACACUAAUGUUGCUGGAAACCGUGAAAACUCGGUCCAACCUUUGCGUUGGAUGUGUGCCAUACGAAAAAAAGACAAUUAGUUUAGUUUUUCUUUCUCAAAACUCUGUGUCUACCAAGCACCGUGUAAAUUACGAACAAAAAACAAUUCUUAAUUCGAUGUCUAUCAUAAUAAUACACAGAGAAUGAUGCUGCGGCGGAACUACUUAAACUGAUUAGCAACGUAAGAUGAUGAACAUGCAAAUACAUGUGAGAACGUUUCGCUUUGCGUAAGGUUAGCGAAUCUAGUCAUUAUUUGAUUUUGGACUGAUUUUAUUUUUCUCUGCGAAACAUUUUUUUGGUGAAGAAAUGUGGCAACAUUUCGGCAGACUUAAUUGGGCCGUUGAGUGUGCAAUAUAACAAGAAAAAAUAAGCGUUCGUGAAUGCAAGCACUUGAGAUAGUGUCACUAUGUGGAAAGACUUUUGUAGCUUUAAGUAAACAAAUUUACUCUUGUUGGAAAACGAGGAAUAAUCGGAAGAAAAUGAUUUCCGAACCGAGUUACUGAUGGUUACCCUAUGAUAUAUGUAAAAACUUUAUAAUUGCUAUAAAAAAAACAGUAUCAUCACUAUGUAAAAUAGAAACAUUCAAAGAGGUAAAAACAAUGUACAAUGAACUGUUGAUAAUGACAUCAUACGAACCUUUUGCAGGAUGGGCACGAAGCGAGAGAAGUAGGAAACAUAGGAAACAGUAAAUAAUUCAGCAAGUGACUCAUAA